AAAAUAGUGAAAAACUGAACAAAUCCCACCUCCUCGUCUGUUUCUGGUUGCAGCACUCCACAUGAUGCACCCCCCCACACACACACACACACACACACACUCCUUCUCCUGUUUAAAAUGCAGCUCACGUGCACGUGCGUGCACGUGAGCUGCAUUUUAAACAGGAGAAGGAGUGUGAAUGUGCACGCACGCAUUCACACUCCUUUUUCCUCCACCUCUCUCCAGUCGGACCGAGGGCGACGACUGAAUCUGACUCUUUUUUUUACCCCCCUUGCUUUUUUAAAUCAGCCUGGAUCAUAUCGAGGUUCAAACAGAGAUGUGGCAAAGAAAAACCAAAACAGGCAGCACAGCUCUGAUGCUUUCACAGAAACAAACAAGAAGAAAUGCUGCCAUUAGAAGCAGUUCAACAUAAUGGAUCUGUUUCAAGGCUUGAUUUUUUUUCCUCCUCAUCUCUCUCUCUCCCCACAUCUCCGCUCUCUCCUCUGUCAGUCAUGUGGGAAGCUCGGUGAAUGCGGCUGCAGAAGGAGGCGGCAUACUGAUCCCGGAGAAAGGAGGGAGGAGGGGGGAGGCGCAAAUACUCUCUCCUCUUCUGCAUUUUGGAUAUAAAUCUAUUUAUAUAUUUUAAAAAAAAAAACAGAUAAGAAUGCUUUAGCAGUCCCUCGGCUUCCCCUCCAUCAGUUUUAUCUCACCGGACUCUCUCAGGAGGAGGAGGAGGAGGAGGAGGAGGAGGUGUGGGGAGGAUGGAAGCAGUGCGCGCAGACUUUCAGCUCUCACUUGCACCACAGCGGACUGAAGGCUGAAUAACUGCAUUAUACUUUUUUUUCUCCUGUCUCUCCUCCUUGUUGGGUUUCUGCUGAUCAGGCUCUUUGCUCCGGUUUUGGUUUUGCAAAAAAGGAGAUUUAUUCCCAACGUCUUCUCCUCUGGAUGAGAAGAAUUACUGGAGAAAAUGACUGGAGAACAGAGUCCGCUCCUUCUUUUUUGCGCUUUAAAGCUGUAGCCCUUGUGCGCAACUUGGCUGGAAAAAAACCCCAGGAUUGUAUUUUUAUUCUUUGGAUGCUGGAGGGCUCCUUCUCAUCCUUCACUCUUUUCUUCCWCAAUCGCAAAACACAAGGAAAAAGAACAGAAUUAUGGACUUUUUUCGUCACCUUGCGCUCCUUUUCUUGCUUUGGAAUUGCAGGACGCGCUGUCGAGCUCUCUGAAACAGCCCCCUCUCUGCCUCACCCUGCCUGGUGUCUUUGCCUUGCUGUCCCCUCUCAGAGCAGAUGGAGGUAGUACAGCCGCUCUGGGGGCCUAACGAGCAGAGGGGAGAUUUUUCCAAGCAAAAGGAGCCCAUCAGCAAGAGACGCAUUGGAUGAAAUCGGACCCUCCUUACACCCCUCCUCUGUUUCCUCCCCCCCUCCGCGCACUCCUCUUUCUUUUGCUCCACUGGUUUUGAGCUUUGGUCAACCUGCACGGAGUGUCAUAGAAGGAGGGGGGCACACAGGGGGGAACCUUGUUGCACCCUGAAACAUGUCGGUGUCCAGCUGGGAGGACGGUUUGCGCACAUUUCACCGAUGCUGCCCGGCGUCUCCUGAGGGAGCCGCAUUUGUUGCCACCCCACUUUUGGGUUACUAAAUGGUUUUCUGGGGAUGGAUUUCUAACCGACGAGAUGCUGCUCAUACACCUGCUGGCAGCGUUUCUUUCUUCCAUCUCGAGCUCCCUCUCCUCCUCCCUCUCCUCCAUGUCAAAUGGACCCCCAGUGGCAGAGCCGACUGCCUCGGACUUGAUGGCGGAGACCUGCAGCGCCUGUUUCUGCAUGUCCGUGGAGAACGUGCUGUACGUCAACUGCGAGAAGAUCACGGUCUACCGGCCCACGCAGCUCAUCCCGCCAGCUUCRUCCCUGUACCACCUGAACUUCCAGAACAACUUUUUAAUCAUCCUUUACCCAAACUCAUUCCUCAACUUCACCCACGCCGUGUCUCUGCAGCUGGGGAACAAUAAAUUGCAGAACAUCGAAGGUGGAGCUUUCGCUGGGAUGAGUGCACUGAAGCAACUGCACCUGAACAAUAAUGAGUUGAAGGUGCUGCGAGCUGACACCUUCCAAGGUAUCGAAAACUUGGAAUACCUUCAGGCUGACUACAACCUGAUCAAAUACAUUGAAAAGGGAGCAUUUAAUAAACUGCACAAGCUUAAAGUGCUGAUUCUGAAUGACAAUCUCAUACAGGCAAUGCCUGACAACAUAUUUCGCUUUGCCUCACUCACACACUUGGAUAUAAGAGGCAACAGGAUCCAGAACCUUCCUUAUUUAGGGGUUCUGGAACAUAUCGGGCGCAUUGUAGAGCUGCAGCUGGAUGACAACCCCUGGAACUGUACCUGUGAUUUAGCACCUCUGAAAGCAUGGCUUGAAAACAUGCCCUAUAAUAUUUUUAUAGGUGAGGCCAUUUGUGAAACACCGAGUGACUUAUAUGGGAGGCUCCUGAAAGAAACGAACAGACAAGAGCUGUGCCCCAUGGGAACAGGAAGUGAGUUUGAUGUUCGGAUGCCACCAGCGACGUCUGAUGAUAGGCAGAUGCCAUCCAAAAUAUCCCCAACCACCGUGGCUCCCCUUGCUACAAAAUCACCAAAAAGCACUGACUCGUCUAAGGUUUAUGGGAAUGGGAUUGUGGCUGGUUUGCCUCCGUUUGGAAGAAACAGCCAGAUUAUUUCUUUUCAGACGCGAACUCCUCCAAUGUUGUGUCCACAGCCGUGCAGCUGUAAAGCCCACCCCUCUGACUUUGGYAUUAGUGUAAGCUGUCAGGAGAGAAAUAUAAGGAUUCUAGCUGAUCUCAUUCCCAAACCUCCAAAUGCCAAGAAGCUUCACCUAAGUGGAAAUUAUAUUCGUGACAUCAGCCCAACUGAUUUCCAAGGGUUUGAGGGCUUAGAUUUGCUUCAUCUUGGCAGCAAUCAAAUCGCCACAUUACAGAAAGGUGUGUUUGCUAACCUCACCAACCUGAGGAGACUGUAUCUGAAUGGAAAYCAGCUGGAACAGUUACACCCAGAGAUGUUUUUGGGGCUGACAAACCUUCAGUACCUUUAUUUGGAAUACAACGCCAUAAAAGAAAUUUUAGCUGGCACGUUUGAUUCCAUGCCAAAUUUACAGCUCCUGUAUCUCAACAACAAYGUUCUACGGAGUCUCCCAGCCUAUAUCUUUGCAGGUGUCCCUUUAGCCAGACUCAAUCUAAAAAACAACCACUUCAUGACCCUGCCAGUGAGUGGCGUCCUGGACCAGCUGCGCUCGCUCAGCCAGAUAGACUUAGAGGGAAACCCGUGGGAGUGCUCCUGUGAUCUGGUUGCUCUCAAACUCUGGCUACACAAGCUCGGUGAUGGAGUGGCUGCCAAAGAGGUAAAGUGUGCCUCUCCUGUGCAGUUUUCCAACACUGAGCUGCGUCUAAUAAAAAACGAAAUCCUCUGUCCUAAGCUCGCAAGGCCACCCUUUGUUGCCACGAGCGCCACCCCUUUUAUGACCUCGCUGUCACCCGCAGGAGUUGGCAAGGCACCCCCGGGAGGACCUGUGCCUCUCUCCAUUAUGAUCCUCAGUAUCCUUGUUGUGCUUAUCCUUACUGUGUUUGUGGCCUUCUGCCUUCUAGUCUUUGUCCUGAGGCGAAAUAAAAAGCCAGUGGGCAGGCAGGAGGGGCUGGGGAGUCAGGAGCGCGCCUCCAUGUCACUGCAGCUUCGCCGACACAGCCACAAAUCUGGAAAAAAAGGCUCCAUCCCAGGGGAUGAUUUAGGAGGUGAAACGUUCAUCCCCCAAACCAUCGAGCACAUCGGCAAGAGCCACACCUGUGGGAUCGGACGCUCCUCGGACAUGGAUGCUGGCUUCAAGUUUGCCGACUCUCAGAGACAAAAGAUCAUCUUUCGUUCUUGUGCCGACAAGGAUAAGGACGCUCUCUCCACCCUGGAGCGCAACAAGCGUCUCAGCACUAUUGACGAACUCGAGGAGUUCCUUCCCAACCGGGAGCCCAGCAUGUUCAUCCAUAACUUCUUGGACAGCAAAAGAGAUUUCAACAGUAUAGGGAUGGGUGGGUAUGAAAUCCGAUACCCGGAAAAGACAAUGGAUAAAAAGAUGAAGAAAUCAUCACUGAUAGGCGGGAACCACAGUAAAAUUGUGGUGGAGCAGAGGAAAAGGUCUUGAAAACAGUGCUUGAAAAUAUAUACCUCGCUGCCAUCAGCCCCUGUUUUACCACAAGAAAAGAAAAGGGAGAGCGUCAGUUGCUGCUCAUUUGAUCUGGAGAAAWAUUAAGACCUGCUCAUUUUUGGAAUGAAUUAGGAACUCGAUGGAUGCUCCUUUGUUUUGUCUUUUUCUUUCUGCGGGGUGGUCUGCUCCUGGGCAUCCUCUGUGAAGUCGGCUGAAGACUUUCUGCGAUCUUGUCUGGAUUACCUUUGGGUAACUGUACACCCGUGCUUUGCUGAGAGGAAAAACAGCUCCUGUUUUGCAUUAAUCUCAAUUGAAGGCACUACAAAACACUUCUUAGUUUUUGGGGGAAUGAUUUCAUGACUUGCUUUCUUUGUGUAAAGAGCCAUGUUAAAUAUAGUGUCUUCUGAAUGGAGUUGUGUUUCUCUUCGAAGUUGCUACUUGCAGUAAACAUGUUUUUUUGGGUGAAACCUAAUGGCACAUAAACUGUCAAAAGACGUUUCUUGAGAAAAAUGGGGGAAAAUAAGGAUUUUAAAAMCGUUACAAAGCUGCUUGCCAUGUAAGCGUAUCCUGGAAUUUAUUUUGUAAGUCUUACAUUGUUUGUAUCUGUGGGACUGGUUUGUAAAUUACAAGAAAAGACUAACAUCUCCAUAUGAACACACUGAUACUGUGUGAUGAAGCAUCUUCAAGAGACUGUCAGUCAAACAAACUGCUAAUAUAAUUCAGCUGGUGCCCAACGUCCCCCCAUCCCCCUUCUCAGCUCUUAAUUCAGAGUUAAAAAACAUAGUUAAUUUAUUUUUCUAUGCAGGAUUAUUUAAAAAAUAUAUUGGUAUUAUUUAAAAAAAGAGCAAUGCAUAGAGUGGAGAGGAGUUAAUAAUGGUUUUAGAGCUUAUUCAGGYCACAAUAAGUGACUGGCUAUUAGGGGUUUUGUUGUUUUCCAUUUUACAGAAAAGCCUGACUUUACAUAUGAAAGGUUGUAAAAUGUAAUCUGCAAUUUUCUGUUUGCCGAGCUGAGGUCUGAUAGUCUGUGACAUCCUGAGCAGUUUCCUGAUUCUUCUAUUUCCUCCCACAGUAUCUUGUAAAAGAUUUUCUUAUCGACAUUAUGCAACCAAAAUAAAUGUGCAUUAAACUCAAUCUGCUUCUGGGAUUGUUGGAAUGGGAAUAAAGGAGACGUAAUACGAUCAUGGGAAAGGCAACAAAUCGAAGCUCUAAAUAUUAGAUCCUGAAAAAAUCUUGGGGAAAAACACCCUGUGCUCAGACACGAUGGCUUCAAACCAUUUUGUUUAACUUAUUUAGUUCAAGUUGUUCUUCAAAAAUCUUUUAAACAUUUUAAUUCUAUCUGGUUCUUAUUUUUUAAGUACUGUUAAGUUAAAACUAUGAGUGUUUAUGACAUUACAAAUGAGUAGAAUGUAUCAUGGAAAGUAUAAUAAAUACAAUUUUCUAUUGGUCAUAAAUCUCCUGUAUAUUGGUUAAUUUUUCUUGUAUAAUCAUGUUGAAAUCAAGGUAUUAAAAUCAGCACCUAUUUCUA
This is a messenger RNA of Austrofundulus limnaeus, 5678 nucleotides long. It is a transcript of the gene slitrk4, whose product is annotated as SLIT and NTRK-like family, member 4. Gene Ontology annotation, biological process: positive regulation of synapse assembly; axonogenesis. Gene Ontology annotation, molecular function: protein binding. The transcript has 3 exons. The record is from RefSeq and is a predicted model, not a curated record. Gene Ontology annotation, cellular component: glutamatergic synapse. Lineage: Eukaryota; Metazoa; Chordata; Actinopteri; Cyprinodontiformes; Rivulidae. The coding region runs from base 1649 to 4150 and encodes 833 amino acids.